Nymphalis io (European peacock) is the source of this 1437-nucleotide messenger RNA. RefSeq names its product malate dehydrogenase, mitochondrial-like. NCBI's taxonomy places the organism in Eukaryota, Metazoa, Arthropoda, Insecta, Lepidoptera, Nymphalidae. Gene Ontology annotation, molecular function: L-malate dehydrogenase (NAD+) activity. The transcript is spliced from 8 exons. Gene Ontology annotation, biological process: tricarboxylic acid cycle. The coding region runs from base 9 to 1343 and encodes 444 amino acids. The record is from RefSeq and is a predicted model, not a curated record. Gene Ontology annotation, cellular component: cytoplasm; mitochondrion.
CCCGAGUAAUGCAAAAUUGUAUCGUAGAACGUAAACUUGUCUUAAAUAGGAUGAUACGUCCUUAUAGCACUUGCCCAGCUGGGAUGAAAAUAACAAUUUGUGGAGCUGCGGGAUGUACAGGCCAACCCUUGGCAUUGCUUUUAAAACAAUGCCCAUUAUUAGACGAGAUAGCUUUAUACGAUGUCUGCGCCACUUGUGGUUACGGCAUGGAACUAAGUCACGUCGAUACCAAGUGCAAAGUAUCUUCGUUUUCUGGACGUCAUAUGCUUUGUGAUGCUCUUAAGGACGCAAAAGUAGUCGUAAUUGUUGCAAGAAAUCAGUGUGAUACUUUCGAAAACAAUGCACCGGUUAUUACAGAAAUUACUCUGCAAAUUUGUAACACUUGCCCUGACGCUUUCACGAUCGUAGCAACUGAGCCCAUAGAAAGCCUGGUUCCGCUUGUUAGUGAAAUACAAAGACUGCGUGGCAUCUACAACCCGCGAUUGCUUUUGGGUUGUGUGGAGUUAAACUGCGUUCGAGCAAAUACGGUGUUGGCGAAUUUUAUGCGAGUACCCCCGGAAUCAGUUCGUGUUCCCGUCAUUGGUGGAGCUACGCCUAAAACUAUGGUACCAGUACUCUCCGCUGCCGUUCAUCCAUGUACCAUAUCACAGGAACAGACUGAAUGUGUGACAUCGUCUAUAAUGAGCGGGAACGAGGCAGUGUGCGCAGCUAAAUGCUCGUGUACUGAAACUGCAUGUCUAGCAGGUGCUUACGCUCUGGCAAGAAAUACUAUUAACGUUGUUAAGGGUCUGCAAGGUGGAAGGAAUAUCAUACAAUGUGCCUACGUGGAUAGUCUCGGCACAUGCGCACCGGAUUGUCAAUUUUUUGCAAGCGAAGUUAUUUUAGGACCUUCUGGAAUCGAGAAAAAUUUAGGCAUUCCGGAACUAUCUAAAUUUGAAAACUGUCUUCUAUGCAAUUGUUUGCCAUACGUUCGUAAUGAGAUAGCUCGCGCUAUAUGGCUGGUAUAUACAAUGUGCCAUCAGUGUUGCUGUUCAACUUGCGUGGCUCAUCCAGACACAUGCUUCACGGCGCCUAUCGUCCCAUGUGUACCGCCAACUAACUGGACCUGCGAUUGUCCUGAUACUUGCCGAGAUGAAUACUUAGCUUCCAUAUGUCGUGAAAUGAGCUGCAAAUGUGGAAGUACAGAACUAUGCUGGAGACCCCGUGAGGCGGACUAUAACGCCGCUCGUGCUGCUAACUUGACAAAUCAAAUGCCAUUAAAAGGUCUCUCGUGCAAUGUUUGUAACGUACCUAGAAGCGUACGAAUCGAUAAGGAAAUAAGAAAUAGAUUCAAUGACUCUUAGAUUUUCAGAAUAGUGAAAUUAUGUCUAAAACAUAUCUGGUGUCGAUAAAAAUCUUUUAUAAUUGACCAAAUUGAAAUUUGACGUUUUUGUUAGA